This is a messenger RNA of Rotaria sp. Silwood1, 948 nucleotides long. The record is from the annotation of a GenBank genome assembly. NCBI's taxonomy places the organism in Eukaryota, Metazoa, Rotifera, Eurotatoria, Philodinida, Philodinidae.
AUGACAUCACUGGUGAUAUCACUUCUUUGUUAUGCUCUUUAUCCAAAUGUUUGUUUUCAUAUAUCAAAACGAAAAUUAUUAACAACAGAAGGUAAAGAAGCAUUAAUACAUAAAAAUUCUGUUAAUUGUGGACGUGAAAUUCCAAUAUUUCCAUCACCAUUUUUUGUUUUUACGGAAAAAAUAAAAACACGAGCUGUAUCAGCUAAACAAAUGUCAAUGUCAACACCAGUUCAAUUAUUAUUAUUUGCUUCUGAACAAGUUGAUAUUGUUGAAUCAAAUCUUGUUUGUCUUGAUAAUUGGAUUUUAUUAAAUAUGAAUAUUGAAUUAGCAUCAAAAAUAGUUUCAAUUCGACCAGCUAUAGAAUCAUUAAUUAUACGAUGUACACAAGAACCAAAUGAUAUUAUUAAUCAUUCAGAAUCAGUUGAAAAAUUAUGUAAUUUAAUUCGUCUUUUAUCUGAUCAACAACUUGAACAUAUUUUAUGUGAAAAAAUUAAUGAAAAUAAUAAUAAUACAACAGAAUCAACUAAUUCAAAUUUUAAUCAAUCUUCAUCUGAAUAUCGUCCAAAUGAAUUAUUUCCAUCGAAUAGAGGAUAUAAUCAGAGAUCAUUUUAUGGUGGACGUAAUCGUCCUUUUAAUCGAUAUAAUUAUCGAGGUAAUAAUAAUACAUCACAACAACAAUAUCGACCACAAAAUAAUAUGAGUAGUAGUUCUUUUAGUUUCUCACCUGAUUUAUCAUCUGUUCAAGAUAAUUCUUCAUCAUCAUUUAAUAAUAAGAGACAAUAUGAUAAUGCAUUUUAUUCUUCAACAUCAUCUCCAAUGAAUGUUCCACCACCGACAUCAUCCUAUCAAUCGGAAUGGAAUAAUAAUCGUGGUGGAUAUUCAAAUAAUUAUCGUGGUACUGGUGGAUAUAGUCGAUUUCCGAAACGAAGUCGACCUUAUAAUUAUUAA